AUGAGCUACUACUUCGCCAUUGUCGGCGCCCAGGACAACCCCCUCUUUGAGUACGAAUUCGGCACGUCCAAGCAGGGCGGCGAUGGACAGUCCCGAUUCUCGGAUCAGCUCCGCCACUUGAACCAGUUCAUUCUGCAUUCGAGUUUAGAUAUAGCCGAGGAGGUGCAAUGGGCACAAGGACAAAUGUACGGUCCCCCCCUCGAGUCCACAAGGGAGAGGAACGCAACAUGCGCAAAUACGGGCUGUCGCCUUUCUUUCGUCUUGCAGCCGCUGAUGGAUGGAAACAGGUACCUGAAAUGUAUUGACAGAUUCUUCAACAACUACAUAUCGUGUUUCGUCACCGGCGCCAACGUCAAAUUCCUCCUGCUCCAUCAACCCACCAUGCCCACGUCCACGAGCUCGUCGCGAUCAUCGACUGCUAUUGGCGCCAACCCGACGAGUCCAGCGACGGAAGAGGCUAUCAAGAUGUUCUUCACCGAGGUCUAUGACAACUGGGUAAAGGCUGUCAUGAAUCCGUUUUACAGGGCAAAUACAGAGGUCACGAGUCCCGUGUUUAGGGCGAGAGUUGCGGCAGCAGGGCGGAAGUAUCUGUAG
Molecule: messenger RNA, 594 nt
Organism: Metarhizium brunneum ARSEF 3297
Lineage: Eukaryota; Fungi; Ascomycota; Sordariomycetes; Hypocreales; Clavicipitaceae
Source: RefSeq, a predicted model, not a curated record